AUGGCAAGCCCACCAAAGCUGAUAGUUUCGACAGAACGAGACGAAGAAUUUGAGAAAGCUCGCCACGAAGUCCUCCGAGCAAAUGCGUACAAGGCCUAUCAGGCAUUCGAAAAAGAGGUAAUUGAAAUUGCCGGGAAAGCAAAUGGUCUUGGAUCAUCUCGAUGGGCACGUGGAGAACAGAAGAACUAUAAAGUCACUCCAGGCGGUCCUAAGAAUCUCGACUUCGAUGACAACUCUUUAUGUAGGAAUACACCUUCAUUAUCAUCAAAGAUGAGCGUCCCCACAAAUGAAAACGACAUAGCAUCCAAACUUCUCAAGCUUGGUGGCCUAGAUAGUUCUCGCUAUGCUCCUAAAUUGAAUGGCAAUACUAGGAACCGACUUAACACGCAAGGCAGUUCCAGAGAGAAUGUCCCUAGAGUAUGUGCUACUGUCCUAACUCCAAGUAAGGGGAAGAGUAAAACUUCUUCGUUGAGUAGAUCAUCACAGUCGUUUGCCCCUAGAUCUCUCGAGGCAUCACCUUCCAGUGGUGGUGGAGUUUCUUUGGUCUCAUCUCCUACUGCUGUCGUCAAAAGUAUCACCGCCAAGAAGCCAACCCCGGAGAAGUUGUUUGAACAGAUGCUCCUUGCAGACUAUCAAAAGCGAAUGGGCAAGGUUCAACCAACCACUGCCACCGAAGCAGGCACCAAUGGUAAUAACAACGUCUCCGUCGCAAGCCAAGAGCCCUCAAAUGUCUCCAAGGCCAAUUCCAUGAUCGAGAAGAAGUCUGAUAACGUGCCGGUCGUCACCAAGACCGGCGGCUCUGCGCGUAGCGAGACCAACUCAUCAACUGGUUCUUCUCAAGCAAUCUCCGCUGUUCCUUCUACCAUGAAGAAAAACGUGUUCUUGGAGAUGCUGGCAAAGGCACAAACAGAGAAACAUCCAAAGCAAGCAUCUAUCCCAGCUUCUUCCAUCCUAGCUGCUUCUAUGUCAGGUUCUUCUAUUCCGGCUUAUAUCCCAGCUUUACCUUUGCCAAUUUCCCGAAAUGCUAGUGACGCAGGUAGCGAGCCACACAACUUAACUGAUCCUUCCCAGCCAGUCAUCUCUGGUCCUUCCAUGAUGAAAGAAAACGAGUUUAUGGCAAUGCUAAUCAAGGGAAAACAAGAGAAAGAUCUAAAGAGAACGUCGAUUGUUGAACCCCCGCUAAUAAUAAAAAAAGAUCCCAAAGGCACGUAUAACUUUCAAAACACACUUCCUUGGGUUUUCAGAGCUAAUGAACCCUUCCACAGUGAAUACCCAACAAAUACCACAACAAUGUCGAACAAGCCUCUCAUUCCGGCGCCGAUAAACAAAUGGACCACUGCUAAGUUGACCCAAGGAAAGGCUCUAUGCAAGGCAGAUGAAGACUUUCAAACAUUCCUCGCGAACAAGACGGCUGUGCCUGCUGAUGCGGCAAGAACACAACAACAAACUGUUCUCAAGCCUUUAUCACCAAAAACAACCCCAAGAAAGCCAACACAAACCGAAGCCUGUGCAGAAAAACGCAAGUUAGCUGCUGGUCAAGCCGAAUUCGAUGCACUUCUGACUCGUCGCUUCGCAAAUACCCCAACCUCUCCACCCGCAAAACUGCCUAUCAACAAGACCAAUACUCAAGAUUCUGCGCCAAAGAGUGAUGUGGAAGUCUUUGCCAUUCCAGAAGCUACCAUGCAAAAUGCUCAAGCCAUUCUUUUGGAGUUGAAGACAGCAAUCAACGACGGUGUUACUAAUGUCCCGAUCAUCAAGAAGGAGAAUUUCAUCAACACAAAUUCUGUUGACGAGAAUGUCAUCAGCGCAUUGAACACAGUCGAUGACACACCCGUAAAUACUACUGGCAAAUUGGCAGUUCUCAAGGGCGAGUCAUCUCAGGACAAGAUUUCGCAUGUUGCUGUUCACAGCUUUACACCAAAUGAGAAUGAGAAUGUCAUUCAUGCCGACACACAAGUCAACAAUCCGUUCAAUGAUAAGCUCAUGACGAAGAAGCAAGCUGGCAGCUUAGUUUCUUCGCCUCCAUUUUGGUCAAUCUCUAGCUUUUCUGAUAUUGGCGAUAAGAUGGGCAACACCGUCGUUGAUCCAAAAUUCAAGGAAGGUGUUCGUGUAACUGCAACGCAAGAUGCCAAUGUAGUCUUGGGCGAUUGGGACGGUAGCUGGUGUGCGCCACCAAUCUGGGAGGAACGUGGAAGCUUCGAUGCCGCUUACAUUCCCUCUUAUAUCCAAGAGUGGUCUGCUGCGGUCAGCCCUCAACGCCCAGUCACUGUCACUGUCGACACUUCUGCCGAAGGCUUCAUAUCUGGAGAAGAUCUUGUCAAUAACGUCAUUCUUUCAAAGGCGCCGAAGCAUGAGCCUACCAUUCCUGAUACCUUGAGAUCCACCAAUGAGCUCAAGAGACUUAAUCAGACUUCUGGCCAGGAUGCAAUGGCUCUCACCAAGAAAUAUGAGAAGGCCCAAAAGGCACGAGAACACUCUAUCAUCGCAGACAAUGCUCACCAGCAAGCGCUUUUGGCAAUGGAGCCUGCACCAAACCCAUACGCUCCUAAGAUCGAGAUUUAUCUCCGACCUGCCACCGAAGCUGAUGCAAAGCAAAUAUUACAGAUCUACAAUCAUUACAUCACCGAAUCCUACAUUCCAGAGGAUCAAGAGCCUCUCACAGAGAGUGAUAUUCUAUUCACCAUCGAGAUCACCAAGAAAGACAAGCAUCCUUUCGUCGUUGCCGUCAAAGGUCGUAUCCCAGCACAAUCCGCGAAUCCAAAAGUCAAGACCAAGAUACCACAGUACGAAAACGUCAUUGGCUUUGGAUAUACCGAGAUGCGUGGUUGUGGUAUCGCUGGAAAACCUACUGGUCGAUCUAGGUACACACACAAUAUGCACUUUUACGUUCACCACGAUUACACUCGCAAGGGUGUUGGUGGAUGUAUCUUAGAUCGACUCCUUCAAGUUUCAAGCCGUGCUUGGGCUGGUCAUGAAGGGUAUGACUGGCUCAACCAUAAUAAUGAUCCUGCCUAUGAUCAUGGUGGUGGUUCUCGUUGUCAUCAAAUGAUGAUCGAGCUUCCUGUUCUCAGAAAGAAUGACCCAAAUUACAAAUGGAAGACGGAUUUCUUGAGGAAGUUUUGGUUCAUUGAGGAAUUUCGGCUCAAGAGUGUUGGUCGAACUUCUAUAACACAGCGUGCAGGAGAGUGGCUCGAUAUUGUGCACUACCAAUUUGAAACUGAACAUGAAGCCGAGUUCACACCUUUUGUCUAA
Messenger RNA from Sclerotinia borealis F-4128, 3252 nucleotides. The record is from the annotation of a GenBank genome assembly. NCBI's taxonomy places the organism in Eukaryota, Fungi, Ascomycota, Leotiomycetes, Helotiales, Sclerotiniaceae.